GCUACUGGCCAUCAACUAUUCUGUGCCACAGAUCCAGUUCGCUGCAGCACAGAGUGAUGAUGAGAUGGUGGAAGAACAACAGAGACAAUUUACGGACCGUUAAGAUGUGCAACUUAGAAGUAGUCAGAGGUAACUGGAUGGAGUUCAGUCAGGUUAAAUGCACGGUUGAUUGGAUUAUAUCUGAAGAUCGUAUGCUAUUCGUGACAACUCUGCUAGACUCCAGAUUUCUCGUCCAUGAGGGAGGAUCUCAAAAGUAAAUGACACAACUAAACUUAACACUUUUUCCCUAAAACGGACUGACAUGGGAAACAUUAAAGUUGGAUUGACACCAGCUAAUCAGUCUGAAGGAAUCACAGAACAAGAAGGGAGACCACUGAGGAGAAGUUCUAUGAGUUCACGGGUGACCUCAGCUGUCAAGUUCCUGGAUGUAGGGAUGGAAAUUGAAGAGGAACUUACAAGCCUCCUGCUGACACUAGACAGAGAGAAAAUAAUCUGCAUUGUAGAACAUCUGACGGACGUUAUUGGUGUACAACAAAAAAGUGAUCUUUUGUUUGUGGAGGCGGAAGAUCUCAAACCCUUUCUCACACCAAUUCAAAUACGUAAACUACUUCUUGCAUUUAAAGGAGAUGGCAACAGACCAGAGAACCUGAAUGACACCAUUACUCUGGAGCCUUGCCCUGCUGCAUCAGCUGAAACAUCAAGCCAUCCACCUCACCCCUCCUCCUCCACGUCCACCACUAUGUACAACCAUUACUCCAGCUCUUGGGUCUCACACUUACAGAUUCCUUGGGAAAGAUUUCCACUCCGACUGUCGCAUGCAAUCACAAGAGGAGACAGAGCUCAUCCAGAGGACAGGAGAAGUAUGAUUAGAAUUGUUGUGGAGGCCAUGCAAGUUCUCUGCAGGAACCCUAAACGUGCAUCUUGUGAAGAAGUUGCUAAAAUCAUUGUAAACAGAUACCCUCAAACAUUUGCAGAUUUUACUGAAAAGGGAGAAAGACUGGGUUGUGGACAUUAUUCACUACUAAGAAGCAUCAAAUCUAGAGUUGAACAUGUUAAUCGAGAUAAUACAACACAUAGACUUCGUCAAACAAAGAGAACCAGGAAUGAGGAAGACUACAGUCCCAACAGUAAUGCAACCUCACCUAAAAAAGUUAGAUGCCUUGUUGAUAGCUAUGGUUGUAUAAAUUGGCAACCAGUUGAACUUCCUGAGGGGGAAACACCAGCUUCUUUAGAGGAAAAGAAGCACAUCUUGUUAACAAUUUUUAAUUCAGAAGGACCUGGAGCUGUGGAGAGACCUGAUGUGCAUGACUUCAUGUGCCUCAUAUAUAUUUCUCAGCACCAGCUUAUCAACAGUUGUCCCUCACUUUCAGUAGCUGAAAUUCAGGAGCAGUGGCCAUUCUUGUUUACUCGGAAAGAUCUUUCGAACCACUUUUACAAACUCACAGGCAUCGAUAUCAGUGAGCGCUUAGGUCAGGCCCUCAUAACCAAAGGCAGAAGGAUUAUUAACUAUUUCUCCAGCCAGAAGCUCAAAUGGAACCUUGGUAUAAGGACACUCAUCCAGCAGAUAGAAAGUGAGGGAGUUUUGACCAACAACAAGGUUGGCACAGCAACCAUACUUCUCAUGAUGAAGUAUUACAAGGAAGAUGAAGACUCCCUCUUUGUCUUAGCAGAUGAAACAUCUACCAGGAUGUCCCUUGAAGCAGAGAGCAACCUGCCAAUCACCCCAAGGCUGAUUAUGCUUGGACAAAGUUCAAUGACCGCCACCUGCUGGAUGGUGAGUGCAGAGGGGCGUGGAAUUGUUGAGAUGGACAAAGAGAACACCUUUGCUGAUGCGAUGUCAGUCUUCUUUGGUUCAUUCUAUGUAUUGAACCUGGAAUACCAGGAGUCAGCGUGUGCAACAUUGGAACUAAUUCAGAGGUUUUUUGUAAGGAUAAACCCUGAAGAGGGAACAAAAUGUACCUCCAAGGUUGGGACAAGCAGAAGGACUGGGACCACUGUGAAGCAAAAGGUUGUUCACAUUAACCCUCAUGUCACAACUUUCCUCCAGCGGCUUACUGAAUUUGAGUGGAGAACUUCAAAUUAGAUGAUCCAUGGCCCAUGCUUUCUGGACAUUUACACAAGACGAACACCAAUGAAGACAAGCUCUCUCACCAUCUUACAAGAAGCUGUCUCUGUCCAAUAGGUUUUUUGAGUGCAA
Molecule: messenger RNA, 2197 nt
Organism: Oreochromis niloticus (Nile tilapia)
Lineage: Eukaryota; Metazoa; Chordata; Actinopteri; Cichliformes; Cichlidae
Exons: 8
Coding region: 302-2083 (593 amino acids)
Source: RefSeq, a predicted model, not a curated record